Messenger RNA from Corylus avellana, 3114 nucleotides. Its product is annotated as TMV resistance protein N. NCBI's taxonomy places the organism in Eukaryota, Viridiplantae, Streptophyta, Magnoliopsida, Fagales, Betulaceae. The record is from RefSeq and is a predicted model, not a curated record.
AUGUCUUCUUUCAUGGCCUCUUCUUCAUCCUCUUCUUCUUUCACCCGUCGAUGGCCUUACGAUGUAUUUUUGAGCUUUUUCAGAGGCCAAGAUAACUGCAACAAUUUUACUGCUCAUCUAUUCAAAGCUUUGUGUGAAGCGAGAAUCUAUACCUACAUGGAUGACAAACUUAGAGAAGGAGAGGGAAUUUCACCAGAAUUUCUCAAAGCCAUUAAAGAGUCAAGGACUUCCAUCGUUGUACUCUCUACAAACUAUGCAUCGUCCACGUGGUGCUUGGAGGAGUUGGUGAAGAUCCUUGAGUGUAGAGAAACAAAGCAACAAAUCGUUCUACCUGUGUUUUAUAAAGUAAAUCCAUCAGACGUACGACAUCAAAUAAAGAGUUUUGGCGAAACAUUAGCUAAACAUGAACACGGAUUCAACAAGGAUACUUUGCAUAGCUGGAAGGCAUCCCUGAAUAAAGUGGCCAAUUUGUCAGGAUGGCAUUUGAAGAACAGACGCAUGGUAGGAAUCUUUGGAAUUGGUGGAAUUGGUAAGACAACGAUGGCUAGAGCGGUCUAUAACUCAAUUGCUUAUCAGUUUAAAGAUAGUUGUUUUCUUGCAAACGUUAGAGAAACUUCUAAGCAAGAAUGUGGUCUAGUCCAAUUGCAAGAGACACUUCUUUCUGAGAUCCUAUGCAACUCAAUUUUGAAGGUUGGCACUAUUGAUCGAGGAAUCAAUGUCAUAAAGGAAAGGCUUCGUUGUAGAAAGGUUCUUUUAGUUCUUGAUGAUGUGGAUCAGUUGGUCCAAUUAGAAACAUUAUCUGGAGAAAAUAAUUGGUUUGGUUUAGGAAGUAGAAUCAUUAUAACAACAAGAGAUGAACACUUACUAAUUAAGCAUAAAGUUGAUUUAAGACACAAAAUGAAUGAAUUGGAUCACAAUGAAGCUCUCCAGCUCUUUAGUCAACACGCCUUCCAAAGUGACAAACCUAAUGAUGAUUUUGUGGAACUCACAGAACAUGCAUUACGUUAUGCUGGAGGCCUCCCAUUAGCUUUAACAGUGCUAGGUUCUGAUCUAUAUGGUAAAGAUAUACAGUAUUGGAAAAGUGCAUUGGAAAAGUACAAAAGAAUUCCUGAGAAAAAUAUUUCAGAAAAACUUAAAAUAAGUUAUGAUGGAUUAGUGGAAAGUGAGCAGAAUAUUUUCCUUGACAUUGCGUGUUUCUUCAAAGGGAAGGAUGCAAAAUAUGUCACCAACAUACUCAACAGUUGUGGUUUCUCUCCAGAUAUUGGUAUUAAAGUGCUUAUGGAUAAGUCUCUCAUAACUAUUGAUGAGUCUAAUAGAUUGCUCAUGCAUGACUUGUUGCAAGACAUGGGCAGAGAAAUUGUUCAUCAAGAAUCACCCAAAGAGCCUGGCAAACGCAGUAGGUUGUGGUUUCAUGAAGACGUUCGUUAUGUACUAGAAGAAAAUAUGAAUUUACAAAACAUGAGGAUUAUGGCACUCACCAAGUGCAAUUUCUUGACAAAAAUACCUAAUGUUUCAGAGAUUCCAAAUUUAGAAGAGUUUACUCUUUCUGAAUGUAACAAUUUAGUUGAGGUUCAUGACUCUCUCGGAUUCCUUGAUAAGCUUUCUUAUUUGGCAGUUCGCUUAUGCUCUAACCUUAUCAAUUUGCCAAGAAGCCUCAAAUUGAGAUCUCUAGAAAUGCUUUUCCUUGAGGGAUGCUCAAGUCUUCAGAAGUUUCCUGAAAUUGAGAUUAAAAUGGAAUGCUUAAGGGACAUUACAUUAAAUAACACAGCCAUAAAAGAAUUGCCUUCAUCCAUUGGAUAUCUGACUGGACUUCGCCAAUUAUAUCUAAGAGAUUGUAAAAACCUUAUGCGUCUUCCAAGUAGCAUUAUUCAAUUGCAACAUCUAGAGAUUCUCUCUCUCGCAAAUUGUUCGGAACAUGUUGAGCUUCCAACAAAGAUCAAGGAUGAAAGACAGUCCAUGCCCUCAUAUGUGUCUGUGAAGGGAUCUGAAAUUUCAUCAAGUACAGAAUUAUUAUCAUUGCCACUUCCAACAAAUUCAAGCAUAUUAAAUGAUGGUUGCUCCUCAAUAGGGUUUCCGGCACUGACACAUUUGGAUCUUGAAGAUUGUCAUAUAUCAAAAUCAGAUUUUCUUGCGACACUUAAUUGUUCUUCCACUUUAGAACAUUUAUUUCUAUCAAGGAGUGAUAUUAUUUGUCUUCCUGCUUGCAUCAGAAGUCUUGUUGGAUUGAAGUCCCUUCGAUUGGAAGAUUGCAAGCAGCUUCAAGAAAUUUUAGAACUUCCACCAAAUAUAGAAGAUAUAGAUGCUAGUGGAUGUGUUUCAUUGGAAAAUUUUCCUGAAGUAUCAAAAAUAUAUCAAUUCAAUACAAGCAAGUUACAAGCUUUAGAAUGGAUUGACUUGUCCAGAUGCUACAAAAUGCUUGUGAAUAUGGGGAACCAAGUAGCAAAUCCUUCAUGGGAUGAGGGACAUCUUAAGGACCACGUUGGUGGCAUUAUAUUUCCGGGAAAUAAGAUUCCAAACUGGUUCAACUAUUGUAACGAGACUUCAAAUAGUAAGUCAUGUGAAAUAGACAUUACUGGGCACCUGCAUUUGAAUGAGAUUAAAGGAAUUGUUGUUUGUGUUGUUAUGGGAACCAAACCUCUAAUCUCCUCAGAAGACCCCACUACUUAUAUCCGUGUUAACAUCAUUAAUGAAGGCGUCUCAACUCUUAUUGGAGACAGAGGACUUAAUUUCAUAGGCUCAGAUCAUGUAUGGUUGGAGUACUUCGUUUUAGAAUCUUCUGAAUUAAAGGGAGACAAUCUGCGAGUUAAGUUUUAUAGUCCUUCAGAUUCAGUGCUAUUUAAAAGUUGCGGAGCCCAUCUAAUACACAGGCAUGAAGAGAAAGCAAAUGAUCAUCCAGGUGUGCUCCAUGAGGAUAUUAAUUACCAUUUGGAUGUACCCAAUGAAGAAAUUCAAAAUUCAGUAACAUAUGGUAUUCAACUUUCUAAGAGGCGCCGUGACGAUGAAGAUCACAACUUGGAUUCCAAUUGGUUAAUUGCUCGAUAUAGUGGGUUUAGUGGGCUGUUUGCAGCUUUUGGGUUCACUCUUGAUGCUAGUAGUAGUAGUAGAUAUUACUAG